Molecule: messenger RNA, 3678 nt
Organism: Symbiodinium sp. CCMP2456
Lineage: Eukaryota; Dinophyceae; Suessiales; Symbiodiniaceae
Source: the annotation of a GenBank genome assembly
AUGGAAGCUACGCGGCGUCUGCGCGCCGUCCACCCGCUCGGCGUCUACCCCCUGGGCAAUGCCUUGGUCGAUCCCGGUGCCUCUUCGCGACGCGCCUCAGGGCUCGGUGUUUUGCGACGGUUGGGUGACGAGCGCCUGCUGGCUUUGCUCCGGCUUUUGGAUCCCCGGAGCCUCGCCCGGUCCUCCGCCGCCUCGCCGCUGCUCCGGGCUUUUGCUGGCAGCGAGGAUCUCUGGCAGGUGCACUGCCUCCGGGAACUGCUGGCGUCUGCGGGCGGCGAAGGAUGUACUGGGCCUGCGCUCCGCUGGGGAGGUUGCAGCUGGCGGGAGGCUUUUGCCUUCAGCCACGGCACGAGGCCUCCGCCUGCAAAGCCUCAGUCGAGGGUCUACAGUGACGUGCUUUACCGCGGCUUCUACUAUGCCGCGACAGAGUUGCAGGAGUCCUGGCUCGAGGCAGACACUUUGCCUCGCGUCCAGGCAUCGGAGCUCUCCACCGAGGAGUUCAUCCAACGCUUCGAGCAGAAAAGCUGCCCCGUCGUGUUGGAAGGCUGUGUGACUGAUUGGCCGGCAAUGAAGACUUGGUCGCGGGAGGACUUCCUCAGGCGCUUCGGGGACACGCGUUUCGCGGCCGGAGCCUGCGACUUUCCCCUGCAGGAGUUCUAUGCCUAUGCGGAUCGAAACAUGGAUGACGUUCCCAUGUUCAUCUUCGACAAGUACUUCUCCAGGCGAGCGAAGGCCUUGCUGGACGAUUACGAGGUUCCUCGCUUCUUCCGUGGCCGUGACCUCUUCGACCUUCUUGGCGACCAGCGACCCGACUUCCGGUGGCUGCUCAUCGGGCACCGGCGGAGCGGCUCUAAGUGGCACCUGGACCCGAACAAGACUUGCGCCUGGAACGCCGUGGUCCGGGGUCGGAAGCGCUGGCUGCUCUUGCCACCAGGAUGCCCUCCGCCCGGCGUCCACCCGUCGAAGGAUGGCGCAGAGGUCACGCAGCCUCUCAGUUUGCUGGAGUGGUUCGCAAACUUCUACGAAGAGCUCAAGAGACAUGUUCAGCUGAACUCCGCUUGGGAGCUGAAGGAGGGAACCUGCGGGCCGGGCGACCUGGUCUUCAUCCCCAGUGGCUGGUGGCAUUGCGUCCUAAAUUUGGACGAUGACACGAUUGCAGUCACCCAGAACUACGCUUCCGAAACCCACGUCCACGGGAUUCGCCGCUUCUUGUCGGAGAAGAAGGAGCAGGCCAGGAGGCUCGGAUUUUCUGCGACGUUGGGUCGAGACUUCGUAGGUGAGGCCUCUGCAAGUGCCAUGCGUCUAGGCUCUUGGUCAGUAAAGGUUGCGGGGCUGGUAGCAGGCAGCAUUCAGAGGACCGUGGCUAUGGCCAUGUCGUUAGCUGAUCCCGGCGAUGCCCGAGCCCCUCCCCGCGCCAGCGAUUGCGUGUGGCACAUGUUGGACGGGAAAUGGUUGUCGCCACGACAGUGCGCUGGAGUGCCCCCGCGCUACCUCUUUCCUGGCAAGUUCUACGUGCAGAGAGCGCAGUCGCGCAGUCAUGUUUGCCGGCGAUGUGGCAGGAAGUUUGAUGUGAGCUUGCUGACGAUAGGCUACCCCACAACGGGCACGCGGGGUGACAGGAACGCCACGGCUGUUUGGAUGCAUGUGACGUGUGCUGCCAAGGAUGCAGAGUUGGUUGAAAUUGCGAGGCAGGGACGCGAAAAGAUGCUCGAGGCGGUUCUUGCCUUUGAUGCGCUGCCAGAUGCUGUGCAGGACUCCCUCAUGGACGAGAUUCUCGGCCUAGGUGUUCCCGGCUCUUCGCCUGUUCUGGAAGAGCCCGUAUUUCCAGAGAGUCAGACGGGCACCGGGUUCAGGAUCGCCCCAGCAAAGGCACCCGCGUCAUUGCGUGGGUCUUUGCUGCCUUUUCAGGCGGAGGGUUUGGCUUGGAUGUUGCAGCAGGAGGAAGGGGAGUGUCGUGGUGGUAUCCUUGCAGACGAGAUGGGGAUGGGAAAGACCUUGCAGAUCAUAUCGCUGAUCCUUUCAAGUUCGGCCUCACCAACCUUAGUGGUGGUGCCCUUGACAAGUCUUUACCAAUGGGAGCAGGAGAUCCAACGCUUUGUGAGUCCAGGAAGCCUGCAGCUCUUCACGUUGUACGGUGCAGGAAAGGCUUUGCCAGAGGAUGUGGGCACAGGCAGACGCCGGAAGGUUCUGGUGCUGACGACUUUCAGCAAGUUGGAGAGGGAACACCGAGAUUCGCGCGAGCUUGCUGUGCCAGAGGGCCAGGCCCUGCCAUCAAAACGAAAGAGGUCUGCAUGCGAGGCACUCGCGGAGCCUCCGCUCUUUCAGAUUCCUUGGCAACGAGUGGUGCUGGAUGAGGCCCAUCGCGUGAGAAACCUGGCCUCCCUCACCAGCCAGGCAGCGCUGAGGUGUGUCUCAAUCGGCCUAGGCACAGGCUCCAAGAAGCAUGCCUUGCUUUGCGAGCUGUCCCCCAUGGUCCGCUUCCUGCGAUUGCGGCCCUUUGCCUAUCUGAGAUGCGCCAGAAAGGGCUGUAGCUGUGAGUGCUUUGACGUCCAGUGCGAUCCCGGCACGCAGAAGUGCCGCGAGUGCAAGCACAGCCGGAUGCUGCACCGGAGCAUUUUCACAUCCGAGAUUCUCACUCCUAUUCGACAGCAUGGCUUCCGGGACAGAGGCAAAGUCGCAAUGGAGACUCUCCGCUUUGAGGUUUUGCAAAAGCUGCUCCUGCGCAGAACGAAGCUUGCCGUCGGCAUUGGGCUUCCGCCGAUGCAUGUGUCCGAGCACAAGGUCAAGCUGAGCAGCCCUGAGCGGCACCUCUACGACUCUGUGAGAGCUCAAAGCCUGGCCGUGUUCGAAGACUACGCAACGAAUCUGACGAAAAACUUCUGCCACGUCUUUGCCCUUCUUGCGCGCCAGCGCCAGGCUGCCUGCCACCCCCUCUUGGUGAAUCACAACAAGGUCUUUUCUGGGAGAUGCCCGCUUUGCCAAGGCAUGGCCGAGACGGUCCUGGAGUGUGGCCAUGGCUUCCACGAAGACUGCUGGGCGGACUACGUCAGGGACAGAUUGCACGAUUCGGAAGGUGAGGAGGAGCCGUCUUGCCUUGCCUGUGCUUGGGGGGCGAUGCCCGGAAAGGAGUUUUUGCAGGAGCUUUCAGGGAAACUCAGAAGUUCCAGCAAGCUGGAUGCUGUGGCCAGCCGAAUCGAGCAGCUUCUUCGCGAGGAUCCUGCUGCAAAGUUCUUGGUCUUCUCCCAGUUCACACACUUCCUUGAGAUAGCGCACUGGAAGCUUAAGAAAUGGGGAGCCGGCCUCCUCUGUGGCAAUACUCAAGUGAAGAAGAGGCAGGGCAUUGUAGAAUCCUUCCAAUCCGAUCCCAAGCUUCGCAUCCUCCUCAUCUCUCUGCAAGUCGGAGGCGAGGGCUUGAACUUGCAAGCAGCCAACUUCGUCCUGCUGCUCGACCCCUGGUGGAACCCUGCUGCCGAGCUGCAGGCGAUGCAGCGUGCGCACCGAAUCGGGCAGAGCCGGCCGGUGCAGGUGAUCCGUUUUGUGUCGCAGGGCACGAUCGAGGAGAAGAUCCUGGAGCUGCAAGGAAAAAAGCAGAAGAUCUUUGACAGCACGAUCGAAGGCAACAACGAAGCUUUGCUGCGGCUCACUGGGGAAGACAUCCAGCGUCUUUUCCGCGAGUGA